UCUGUAGGCUCCGCCAUCUUCCCUCUCAACAGACUGGAAUCCAUGGCGGGAACUGCAGCAAACGGAGAGAUCAAUCCCUGGCAAGAUGGCCUCGAGUCUCUCGAUUCGCCAAGAGUCGUCUUCUCCGUCGCGAUCGCCCAAGUCGUCGUGCGACGAGUGAUCGCAGCCCUCCCAGGCUCAGACGGAGGGGCGAGGGAGGAGGAGCUGGUCUUCGACGGCGUGCACGCGCUGCUGGUGGCGCAUGGCUCUGGUCAGCUGCAGCGGCUGGAGCUGCGCUCUGUGGCUGAUGGGCGGGUGCUGCUGCAUGCCGCUGUCACCACGACCUUGUGGUGCCAGCCUCAAACGGAGGUGCGAGUGCACAUGGUCACACCCGAUGGGACACGAUGGGUUCUCAUGUUUGCAAGCCCAACGGACUGCUCGGCCUUUCUGCUCAGCAUCGGCUUCGCUCGUGCACUCGCCACUUCCCUCUCGGUCCACCUUGCUGCAGCACAAACCUACCCACCACAAGCUUACAUCGCAGUACCUCCCACGCUGCAAGAUGUGCUGCUGAGCUCAGGAGGUCACAGGUCACAGGCAGAGGGAGGCGACACUGUGCAAGUGGCGCUGACAGCAUGGGUGGCUGACCCCUUCACAACACCUCACCUGCCAUCCGCAAAACCUUUCCUGGUUACCCAAGGAAAGGGAGUGAAGCUGCUACUUGGCGCGCACAAGGCCUUAGAAGCCGUUCCUCUCAGCCGUUCCUCCCAGCUGUUCCUCCCAGCCCUUCCUCCCAGUUGUUCCUCCCAGCCCUUCCUCCCAGCCGUUCCUCCCAGCCGUUCCUCCCAGCCGUUCCUCCCAGCCGUUCCUCCCAGCCCUUCCUCCCAGCCGUUCCUCCCAGCCGUUCCUCCCAGCCGUUCCUCCCAGCCGUUCCUCCCAGCCGUUCCUCCCAGCCGUUCCUCCCAGCCGUUCCUCCCAGCCGUUCCUCCCAGCCGUUCCUCCCAGCCGUUCCUCCCAGCCGUUCCUCCCAGCCGUUCCUCCCAGCCGUUCCUCCCAGCCGUUCCUUCCAGCCGUUCCUCCCAUCCGUUCCUCCCAGCCCUUCCUCUGCAUGCGUUUGGGCUAAUACUAGGACUGCAGCUUCUCCUGUCGUACCUCCUGCCUCAUCUCCCUCCGCCUCCCUCCCAUCACCACCACAUAACCCUGGAGCAAGGAAUAGUGGGAAUGCGCAAAGGGGGGAGGCGGUUUCUUGCUGUGGCUCCAACAGCAACUGGCCAGGGCGACUUCCCUGCCCUCCCACCUACUCUGCCCCCCAACUCCCUCCUGUUUCUCGACAUCACUCUUCAUCGCCUGCGCAAGCCAGUGCCGGGAUCAUCAUCAUCAUCAGCUACUGCUGCUGCUGCUGCCACCCCCCAAGGCCGUCGCAAGUCAUCCACCCACUCUCUCCUCCCUCGCUCCUCACCUCCCAGCGAGGCAGACUUAGACCUUGAUAGUGACAUGAGUGAUGCUCUCUCGGUCGCCUCAGCAGCUGACUCCCUCUCCUCCUCCCUUUCCGCCCCAGUGAGCCCGUCUAAGCUCUUCAGACAAGGCUGGCCGCUCUCCUCUGCUUCUGGCUUGCGAGGCUCGGCUUCCUCGCUUGCCUCGGCCUCUGGCAAGACGCCACCUGGCACGCCCCCAUUGACGGGGUGUGCUGCCUCGGUGGUCCCCCCUAAGCCUACUGGUGGGCCUUGGCCCGCGGGGCAGAGAGGGGCAGAAGGUGUAAGGGGGGCUGAAGGUGGAAGAGGGGCUGAAGGUGGAAGGGGGGCUGAAGGUGGAAGGCAGGCGGAAGGUGGAAGGGGGGCUGAAGGAACAGUGGGAAGUGAACGGUUAGCAGGCUCAGCAGCAGCAGGGGGAGAAGCAGCAGAACCAAAAGCAGCUGCUAACCUAGCAGCACGCAUCAGUGUUUUCAAUGAUAAUCCCGAAGCUGCUGAUGAUGCUGCUGCUGCUGUGGAUGGUGCUGAUGGUGCAGAUAUUGCAGUGAACGGCAACGAUAGUGGUGAUUCCGAGUCUGAUGUCCGUGCUUCAGAAGCUCUUACUGCAGCCCGUGGGCAUGAUCAUGUGUUUGCCGCCCAACUGGAAGUGGUAACAGCUGCAGCCCCCACACCUUCAGCAGCAGCAGCAGCGGCAGCACGUACAGGGCCAUCAAGCCAAGGCGAAUCAGAAGCAGAUGCAGCAAGGACGCCAGUGCAGCCUGUGCUAGCCUCUCACAGGCCUAACGACUCAGAUACUCUGAAUGCCACCAACUCCCAUGCUCGCCAGCCCAAUACCUGUGGAAUUGCAACAACCUCGACCCGUGCCAGUGCCUCAACUCUAAACACUACCUCCUCUUCUGCCCGCCCCCCGUUCAUCCUCCUCCCUCUCCCCUGUAUCCUACCAUCCCCUCCGCCCUCCUCCAUACCACCUCUCACACCACCCGAGCCUAACGAUCUCUCAGCACCUAUAGGUGGUGCGACUUGUAGGCAAGGAGAGGGAGGAGGAGAGGGGCCGCGAGUGGGAGGGAGAGGAGGGUUGGGAAGGGGAGAAGGCUGUGAAGGUGGGGUAGGGCGUUUAGGAGGGAUGGGGUAUGGUGGAUCAGAUUGGUCGGAUUCUUUUAGGAUACGUGCACUAGAGGACAAAAUUGACAGGCUGGCAGACAUCACCCGGCUAUGGCUUGGCAGGUCAGCCCCCUGGCCAGCCAGGUCCAGACAGGUUCAGAAACUGCCGCCCAGCGGUGCUGGUAGAGGUGGUAGAGGUGGUAGAGAUGGUAGGCUGGAGGAGAUUGAGGAUAGUGCGGGGGAAGUGGAUCGCGAGGGCCGGCAGGGAGAGGCGGUGGAGAGAGCAGUGAGAAGACUGGUGUCUCUAGGGGGUGGAGAGGGGAGUGAUGUGGUUCAGAGCGGUAAGGGGAGUGGUGGGGAGAGAGGUGCGGAUGGUAGCACUCAGGAGGGAGAUGGGAAACGAGGCAGACGUGAGAGUUGUGUGGGCCGAGGGGAUGAGGUUGAGGGUGCAUGUGGGAGUGAGAGAGGGGGAGAGGAGGAGGUAGGUGAGAGAAGACGAGGACGAAGAGGCCAGGGGGGAUGGGGGGGAGAGUACGAUGCAGAGGAAGGGGAGGAGAGGCGCAAGGAUGGCCACAGAGAAGGGGAAGGGGAACAGCAGGAGGCAGGGACUGAGGUGGAUGGAGAGGAAGAGGAGGACGGGGGGGAGGAGGAGGAAGAAGUGAUACGGGUGGUGUCUCUGGUGUUGGCAGAGAACCGGGAGUUGAGACGAAUGCUGAGGCGGAGCCAGGAGAGGGAGUGGAGGGCAGCGGAGAGAUGCAGGGAAAUGCAAGGUGAGAUCAACCGGCUGAGACAAGUAGGAGUGCAACUGAUGGCGACAAACGUCCAGGAAGCAAGGGACUCACCAGCAUGCACAGCAGGUGAAGCAGAUGGCCAGAUUAUGCUAAGACUAGAUGUGUAGGCAGCAGUCACCAGGCAGCAGGCAGCAGGCAGCUGGCAGCAGGUGUAAAGUUCGUGGCACUGUGAGUGAGGCAAUAGUAGUAUUGCCCAACUACGUCGAGGUUGAGUGACUUGCUGUACAGUGGGAGGGAGUAAUGACCUGCCAUGCCAUACCUACCUACCGUACUUACUAUCCACCUACGCUACAUGCAGGGGCAGAAAUUGGUUUAGGACCACCCUUAGGAAUCAGGGUACUAAAAGUAAAUUGCCCUGCCUGAAAGGGUUAAAAAUUUCAAACCCUUGCAAUUUCAGGGUAUUUUCAGGUUUUUAAAAGGCUCCCUGAUGUAGCCAGGGUAAUUUCCAGCGCACCCUGUUUGUCCUCAGACUCUUGAUUAC
This is a messenger RNA of Closterium sp. NIES-67, 3818 nucleotides long. NCBI's taxonomy places the organism in Eukaryota, Viridiplantae, Streptophyta, Zygnematophyceae, Desmidiales, Closteriaceae. The record is from the annotation of a GenBank genome assembly.